Telopea speciosissima is the source of this 1254-nucleotide messenger RNA. RefSeq names its product transcription factor FAMA-like. Gene Ontology annotation, cellular component: nucleus. The coding region runs from base 16 to 1227 and encodes 403 amino acids. The transcript has 3 exons. Gene Ontology annotation, molecular function: protein dimerization activity; DNA-binding transcription factor activity. The record is from RefSeq and is a predicted model, not a curated record. NCBI's taxonomy places the organism in Eukaryota, Viridiplantae, Streptophyta, Magnoliopsida, Proteales, Proteaceae. Gene Ontology annotation, biological process: stomatal complex development; guard cell differentiation; positive regulation of DNA-templated transcription.
CAGUUAUACACAGCUAUGGAUGACAAGGAAGAAGAAAACUACUCGGUAAGCUCUCACUCCAUUCACUCUUAUUUCAAAUUAUUUUCUCUCUCUCUUUCUCUGGGUAUUUCUGUGGCCAUGUUUUACUUGGAACCUCAAUUGUUGCAGGCUAGCUUUACACCCUUGGAUUACACUCUAGACCAUCAUUAUCAUCAUCAACAGCAGCAGCAGCAGCUCCUUAGGCCAUUCCAUGGAGAGAAUUCCAAUGCUGGAAUGGUGGAUUACAUGUUGAGUAACCCUCCACCUCAACAAGCAUCACCAGCUGGUUUCUGCAGUGCCUCCUCUUCACCUCUAGAUAGGUUGAGCUUUGCCGAUGUGAUGCAAUUCGCCGAUUUCGGACCCAAGUUAGCCUUAAACCAGACCAAGAUCGCAGAUGAAGAGACCGAGAAGGCAACAGUGGCUGAAGAGGAGGAAAGAGAGGAAGAAGAAGAAGGUCAGGUUUCUGAGAACACAUUGGUGCAGCGGCGGCGGCAGCUUCGAAUACUUCAAAAGAGCACUAGUUGUGAAGCUAAUAAGAUCCGGCGAAAGAGAUCGAGGACUAUCAAGACUAGUGAAGAGGUUCAGAGCCAAAGGAUGACUCAUAUUGCAGUGGAACGAAAUCGAAGAAAGCAGAUGAAUGAACACCUUAGAGUCUUGAGAUCCCUCAUGCCUGGUUCUUAUGUUCAAAGGGGAGAUCAAGCAUCAAUUAUUGGUGGUGCGAUUGAGUUUGUGAGAGAAUUAGAGCAACUACUUCAAUGUUUAGAGUCUAAGAAGCGGCGUAGACUCUAUGGGAGCGGCGGUGAGCCUCCACUUCCAAUUGUAGUACAAUCUCAACCAUCAUUCAAUCCUCCAAUGUUUCUUCCAAAUGAUCAAAUCAAGAUUGCAGACUUUGAUACUGGAUUUUAUGAAGAAACAGCUGAGAAUAAAUCUUACUUAGCUGAUGUUGAAGUAAAGCUCUUAGGGUUUGAUGCUAUGAUCAAGAUCCUUUCUAGAAGAAGACAUGGACAACUCCUUGAGACCAUAGCUGCUCUUGAAGAUUUGAAUCUUGAUAUCCUUCACACCAACAUCACCACCAUUGAACAAACAGUUCUCUAUUCCUUCAAUGUCAAGGUUUCAAGUGAAUCGAGGUUUACAGCUGAUGAUAUCGCGAAUUCAGUCCAACAGAUAUUCAUCCAUGCAAGCAGCAUCACCACCAACAACACAAUAUGAUAUGCAGGAACUGAAAAAUUAAGUUGC